Hemiscyllium ocellatum (epaulette shark) is the source of this 1468-nucleotide messenger RNA. Its product is annotated as alpha-2,8-sialyltransferase 8F-like. The transcript has 8 exons. Gene Ontology annotation, molecular function: alpha-N-acetylneuraminate alpha-2,8-sialyltransferase activity. NCBI's taxonomy places the organism in Eukaryota, Metazoa, Chordata, Chondrichthyes, Orectolobiformes, Hemiscylliidae. The coding region runs from base 1 to 1113 and encodes 370 amino acids. The record is from RefSeq and is a predicted model, not a curated record. Gene Ontology annotation, biological process: N-glycan processing; oligosaccharide metabolic process.
AUGAGACCGUGUGGGUCAUUGGUGAAGCAAGAUGGCACUGAAGAACAGUCACAGAUCACCUACCCUAAAGAAGGGCAAAUACAUGUCAUUGAAAAGAAAGCUGGCGACAGAGGUUGCGACAAGUGUGCUUCCAGUCAGAAUUUCUGGGAUAAGAAUGCAACAGAGUGUGCAAGGCUUUACAAGGAGAUUGCAUCAUCUCCCAUUAAAAGACAGGCUGAAGACCUUCUUAAAAACAUCACCGAGAUUUGGCAUUGCCAGUGGCAAAAGCAGGAGGCAGCAAUUGAAGAGUUCAGAUCAGAACUGAAGCAAUGCUGUAACUGUACGUACAACUUUGUGGUCACUCAAAAGAACACGCCGUUGGGGACUGAGCUAACUUAUGAAGUGGAACCCAAAAGGAAGAUAAAAAUUACUCCACAGACUUUCGCACUGUUUCCCCAGAAUAUGUCCUUUAUCAACCUGCAAAACAAACGAUGUGCAGUCGUAGGCAAUGGUGGGAACUUGGUUAACAGCAGUUGUGGGGCUGAAAUCGAUCAGGCCGAUUUUGUUUUCCGGUGCAACCUCCCUCCAGUGGGUGGGAAGUUUACCCAAGAUGUUGGAAUAAAAACUAAUUUGGUGACAGCAAAUCCAAGCAUCAUUGCAAAUAGAUAUGCAGGACUCCUCAAUAGGAGAAAAUCUUUUUAUACUGACACCAUUGUCUACAAUGAAGCCCUUCUCCUCUUUCCUGCUUUUUCCUACGGCCAGAACACGGCUCUCAGUUUCAGGGCUCUUUAUACACUUGAAGAUUUCCAGGCAAAGCAGAAAGUUGUGUUUUUUCACCCCAAGUACAUGCAAGACUUGAGCAGGUUUUGGCUUUCCAAAGGCAUUAAAGUGAAUCGUCUCUCCACUGGCUUAAUGAUUAUAAGCCUUGCAGUGGAACUGUGUGACGAAGUGUUGAUUUAUGGCUUCUGGCCCUUUGCAAAAAAUAUUGAAGGUAAAGCCAUACAACAUCACUACUAUGACAAUGAGUUGCCCAAACGACAUGUCCACUCUAUGCCAACAGAGUUCCAACAUCUUCUACGAAUGCACAGUAAAGGAAUUCUCAAACUUCAGCUGGCUCGGUGCCAGGUGGAGUAAAACACAAUUUUGAGUUAGAAUAAUAUUCUGACUGGGUGAAAUGAGCUAUGAAGAGCUUCACUUCCAACCAGCAAGCUCUUUAGAUCAUCGCUUAAGUUCACUUGUCUCACUGUAACUUGUUUGGAGACAAAACAUAGAUAUAGAUUGGAGCUAGGGGUUAUCCCAUCAUCACUGACAAUUAACCAAUCAAUAAAAUGGGUUUCUUGACCUGAGCCAAAACCUUGCGUUGAAAAUGGGGAUAGCCUAAUAAGGAGCUCAGGAGUUUAAUCAUGGAGAAUGAUCCUGAAGCACAAUAACUGAAGAAAGAGCGAGGAAAGCUCUUGCCUCUUCCUUUUCUACAAACAUCUCCCCUUCU